Messenger RNA from Aspergillus homomorphus CBS 101889, 4292 nucleotides. RefSeq names its product putative inositol polyphosphate phosphatase. Gene Ontology annotation, molecular function: protein binding; phosphatidylinositol-4,5-bisphosphate 5-phosphatase activity. Gene Ontology annotation, biological process: phosphatidylinositol dephosphorylation. The coding region runs from base 205 to 3927 and encodes 1240 amino acids. The record is from RefSeq and is a predicted model, not a curated record. The transcript has 6 exons. NCBI's taxonomy places the organism in Eukaryota, Fungi, Ascomycota, Eurotiomycetes, Eurotiales, Aspergillaceae.
CCCCUCCUUUCCGCCUGGAGCUCCGCCACAAUUGUCACGCAGCCGAAUCGCCUCCCCUGCCACCCCCAUUAUCCCAUUAAUUGUCGGUAUUCGAAUCCUAUCGCCACCUUGUCCUGGUCAAUACCAGACAGCAUCAUACCACUCAUCGCAAUUGGCUGCCUAUGAACCAUAUCUCCCUCCAAAUCUCGUGUCGGAUCGGUAGUCAUGGAAGGAAACGGCAAGAAGACGGACGGCACGGAUAACGCCCAUAUUAGACCCGUAUCUUCCCUCCUUUCGCAUUUCGAGAACCUGUCGCAUCGCCGAGCUCCGUCCGCCGCAACGAAUGGCACACGCGACACCCCUUCCUUCCCGAGAUCCCUCGAACCGGGCGACGACGUCCGCUCUUCGUCGCGAGUUUCCCUCGAUCUGUCUCGCUCACAAUCUCCAUGGGAUUCGACGCCAGAGUUGAACAAAGGCCAUGGGUCUCUGCAUAGCAACGGAAUCCCACCGCGACCUGGCCGCACCCCCGGAGUCUCCCCCGGACGGCGCCAGGAUAGGCCCAUGUCUCUCAGCUUGCGUUCGUCGCCACAGCUCCCACCUACCCUGACCGUUGACUCCCCGCGGUCUCCUCCCCGGGGAUUCGGAUCGCUGGGUGACCAUGAGGAGCAUGCACGAUCUUCCCGCAGUCCUCCCAACGCGUCCAGAGAAUCGCUGCCUACAAUUCCGCAGGGUAACCGUCCGACGACCCCCGUUACAUCGUCGCGCGUCCCUACAGAUCUGAAGCCAGGGCGUCUUUCUCCAGGACCGGCAGACUCAGUGAUCAGUGGUCGCGAAAGCUCGCAGGACCGCCAAGGCAAGAGCGAAUCUCUCCCCCCACCGGCCAACCGGGCGGAGAAGCCCAAGAUUCCCGUCAAGCCGGCCGCCCUGUCCCAUCACGAUGGAGGCUCUCUCGCAGCUCCGCAGCCUGACCGUGCGCCCGCGGAUGAUCGCAUAUCGCCCUUCAGCACUCCCCCAAGCAGCCCCGAGAAAGAUUCCCCGAAGCAUAAUCCGCCCACUUUGAGAGGCGCGCAGUUUCCGCGCUCCCCCUCUCGCCGAUCACCCUCCCAACCUCCAGCAGAACUUCCCCGGUAUCGCGUCGAAGAAAGAACCGCCACACCCCAGCUCCCUCUGUUCCGCGAGCCUUCCCUUACACAGCGACACUCGGUUCCAGAGCCUCCGCGCGAGACCAGACCAUUGUCAGUACAGAUUCCUCCAAGACCGUCACUUCCAGCAGAACCUCUAUCGGCUGCGCCACUCUCUGCGCACCGGAUACCAAUGCACGACAGUUUCUCCGAACGUCCGGGUCUACCUCCACGACAGCCGUCGAUUGUGCGGAGAGGCGGUCCGUCACCCUCGCGAUUAUCCUACCAACGCGAAUCUUCCGCGCACUCAAUCCCGCCGCCGACCCCUCUACGGGAAUCGCGGUACUUGGACAGCCCGGCAUUCUCGAUGCCGCCUCCGACGCCCAACCGGGAAUCGCGGCAACUACGCCCGGACGAACUUCCGACUCCGACAACGGUGCAGCGGCAUCCAUCGAUUGCUCGAGAGAGCCGGCCGGUGCCGCCACCGGCUGUUCCGGAACGACCGGUGGUGGAGCGCCCGGUGGUGGAUCGGCCGGUGGUCGAACGGCAAGCAGUGCGUGUCCAGAGCGAGGAUGAACAACAGAAUUUGGAUAGUGUCCCCGUCGCGCGUAAUGACUACCCAGAUGCUUCAACUGCGAACAGGCGACCGCCACUUCUCAAGUCGGGCCCGUUCGAAAUCAACACACGGUAUGAUACGAGACUGAUGGAUGUGUGCGGAAAGCACGUAUGCACUACCGGGUAUAUCACGCGAGUCUGGGAUCUCACUACGGGAGAGCAACUCAUGAGUCUCAGUCAUGGGGAAACAGUCAAGAGUCUGUCACUGGCCUUCAAGCCCGGCGUGGGAUUAGAGGAUGAAGGUCAGCGCGUAUGGCUGGGUACGAACUCGGGGGAACUACAUGAGGUGGAUAUCGCGUCCGGCUCCAUUGUCGCGUCGCGGUCGUAUCCUUCGAGAAAGGAGGUCAUCAAGAUUCUCCGUCACAAGAAAGAAAUGUGGACCCUUGACGAUGAGGGUCGAUUGUUGGUCUGGCCACCAGAUGAGAACGGCACGCCCAACCUUCAGUACAGCUACCACAACCCGUAUGAUCGUGUUGCCCGCGGACAUACCUUCUCCAUGGUCGUGGGCGAUAAACUCUGGCUGGCCGCGGGUAAAGAAGUUCAUGUGUACCGGCCCAACGCGCGUGACGAUGUUUCCUUCAAAGUUCUUAGUAAACCGCUGGGCGCGCAUCAUACCGGCGAUGUCACUUCCGGCGCGUAUACCACUCGGGACGGCGGCCUCGUCUACCUCGGCCAUGCAGAUGGUAAAGUGACGGUUUACUCUGCUAAAGACUACGCGUGUCUGGCAGUAGUCAACGUCAGUGUCUACAAGAUCAACUGCUUGGGAAUUGUCGGCGACUACUUGUGGGCAGCGUACAAAACCGGCAUGAUCUACGUUUACGAUACGACCACGAACCCCUGGACGGUCAAGAAAGAUUGGCGUGCUCACGACAGCCCGGUGAGCGGGUUCUUGUUGGAUUCUAGUAGUGUGUGGACGAUGAAUCGACUCCAGGUGACUUCUUUGGGUGACGAUAAUUGCAUUCGUCUUUGGGACGGUAUGCUCGAGGAUGAUUGGCUAGAAACUCGGAUGCAAACCAGGGACGUCGAGUUUUGCAACUUCCGCGAGAUUCAUGCUGCAGUGAUAACCUGGAAUGCGGGUGCUUCGACACCCGGUAGUGUGCGGACGUCUUCGUUCAUUCAAGAUGCCAUCCACCCCGAAAACCCGCCGGAGAUUAUCGUCUUUGGUUUCCAAGAGUUGGUGGACCUGGAGAAUAAGAAGAUCACAGCCAAGAGCCUUCUCUUGGGAAGCAAAAAGAAGGACAGUGGGGACAAGGAACAUAUGAGUCGCCAGUAUCGAGUGUGGAUGGAACACCUGACUCGCUGCAUCAACGAUUGCAUGCCGCUUGAGGAAUCGUAUGUGCUCUUGCAUAGCGCGAAUAUGAUCGGACUCUUCACGUGUGUUUUCGUCAAACACAAAGAGCGGCAGAGAAUCACGGACAUCAGUGCAUCUGAGAUCAAGCGCGGUAUGGGCGGAUUGCAUGGAAAUAAGGGUGCUCUUCUGUUCCGCUUCACACUGGACGACAGCUCUAUCUGCUUGGUCAACUGUCAUCUGGCAGCUGGACAGACGCAGACUGCUCACCGCAACAACGACAUUGCAGCGAUCCUUGAAGCGGAGUCGCUUCCCGCCGAGGGUAGCCUCUCCGCACGGGCAAAUCACUACGUGAGUGGCGGCGACGGAUCGAUGAUCAUGGAUCACGAGAUCUGCAUUUUGAACGGUGAUCUGAACUACCGGAUUGAUGCCAUCCCACGUAAUGUGAUCAUCGACGCGAUCCGCAGCAACAAUCUCACGAAGCUCCUCGAACGCGACCAGCUGCUCGCCUCGCGGCGCAAGAACCCGGGCUUCCGGCUCCGGUCCUUCAACGAAUCUCCGAUUACCUUCGCCCCGACGUACAAGUACGAUGUCGGAACAGACGAGUACGACUCGAGCGACAAGAAGCGUGCCCCCGCCUGGUGUGACCGGGUUCUGUAUCGCGGCCUCGGCCGGGUUCGACAGCUCGAGUACCGGCGUCACGAGGUCCGGGCCUCCGACCAUCGUCCCGUCAGCGCCGCCUUCAAACUCCGCGUCAAGACCGUAAUGCCCACCGAGCGUGAAGCUGUCUGGGAAGCGUGUCAGCAGGAAUUUCAACGGGAGAAGCGUCGACUUGCUUCCGAGGCGAGUAUCGAAUACCUCAUCACCGUCCUAGGCACCGAUCCCCAACAAGCACGGACAUUGAUCAUGGGUAACGGAAAUUGAAACCCCGCCUUCUUCUUUGUUUUCUCAGUAGACUUUUGCAAGGGGAGGAUCGUUGGAAGAGUGGGGAUUGUUGUCUGCGUCGUCGAGGCACCCGACGCCGCACCCAGCAUCAACCACUACAACAACGCAUCGCGCUACGUCGCCGAAGUGUGUAUACGACUAAUGAUUCACGAUAGACAUGUAUUUAUCAUGAUUGGAGGAGCGAGGGGGAUUUCUUUAGAUGAAGCUUGGUCUGGAUGGGAAGAGCAGAUACGAUACCUAAUUAAUAUGUGGUGUGUCAAGGGAGCAUGAUUGUAGUGGUAAUUGGUUUUUUUUUUUUUCUGGGGAAUGAUGGUGGGUGAUUAGUGUGGUAUGGUAAGAGAGCA